GAUGCUACACGACCCUUGAGCAAUGGAGGCGUUGAGCUCAACCAGUCUUCACUUCAGCUAGAGCCCACAGGAGGGCCAACAGAUGCAACGGCCCACUGCCCUCCUGGCCCCACCUGUCAGAGCCAUCAACCACUUGCCGCCAAUUAACGUCCAGAUCGAUCGACCGAUUAGACUUCCCUUCCCUAAAGCCUAAACCCUCCUCCACGUCACCCACUAAUCACUUCCCCCUCCCCCUCCCAUCUCGCCGCCGCGCCGCCAGACCUCACCGCACCAUGGCGACCAGCUCCGCCGCGGCCGCCUCCUCCCUCUCCCUCCUCUUCUCCCGCCCCAACUCACGCAGCUGCUCCGGCCACAGGCCCUUCCCCGGCUCCCACCUCCGCCUCCCGCGCUGCGCUGCCUCCGACGCCGCCGCCGCCUCCUCCACGACGGCCACAAAGCACCGCCGCCCCGCGGAGGAGAACAUCCGCGAGGAGGCGGCGCGCCUCCGCGGCCCCGCCAACGACUUCUCAGCAUGGUACGAGCCGUUCCCCCCGACCCCCGGCGGCGACCCCAACGAGCGCUACUCGCUCGACGAGGUCGUCUACCGUUCCAGCUCCGGCGGCCUCCUCGACGUCCGCCACGACAUGGAGGCGCUCGCGCGCUUCCCGGGCUCCUACUGGCGCGACCUCUUUGACUCCCGCGUCGGCCGCACCGCCUGGCCCUACGGCUCCGGCGUCUGGUCCAAGAAGGAGUUCGUGCUCCCGGAGAUCGACUCCGACCACAUCGUCUCCCUCUUCGAGGGUAACUCCAACCUCUUCUGGGCCGAGCGCCUCGGCCGCGAACACCUCGGCGGGAUGAACGACCUCUGGGUCAAGCACUGCGGCAUCUCCCACACCGGCUCCUUCAAGGACCUCGGCAUGACCGUGCUCGCCAGCCAGGUCAACCGCCUUCGCCGCAAGUCGCUCUCGCGCCCCAUCGCCGGCGUGGGUUGCGCCUCCACAGGUGACACAUCCGCCGCGCUCUCCGCAUACUGCGCCGCCGCGGGCAUCCCCGCCAUUGUGUUCCUGCCCGCCGACCGCAUCUCGCUGCAGCAGCUCAUCCAGCCGAUCGCCAACGGUGCCACCGUGCUCUCGCUCGAUACGGACUUUGAUGGCUGCAUGCGGCUCAUCCGGGAGGUGACUGCGGAGCUGCCAAUUUACCUUGCCAAUUCGCUUAACUCGCUUCGGCUCGAGGGGCAGAAGACUGCGGCCAUUGAGAUAUUGCAGCAGUUCAAUUGGCAGGUGCCGGAUUGGGUCAUUGUUCCAGGAGGCAAUCUUGGGAAUAUCUAUGCGUUCUACAAGGGAUUUGAGAUGUGCCGUGUUCUUGGACUUGUUGAUCGUGUGCCGCGACUUGUCUGUGCACAGGCUGCAAACGCAAAUCCUUUGUACCAGUAUUACAAGUCAGGGUGGGCUGAGUUCCAGCCACUUGUUGCUGAAACUACAUUUGCAUCUGCGAUACAGAUUGGUGAUCCGGUAUCUGUUGACCGUGCGGUGGUCGCACUGAAGGCAACUGAUGGUAUUGUAGAAGAAGCUACAGAGGAGGAGCUCAUGGAUGCAAUGGCGCUUGCUGACCGCACUGGGAUGUUUGCUUGCCCACAUACUGGGGUUGCACUUGCUGCUCUGUUUAAGCUCCGGGAUCAGCGUAUAAUUGGGCCUAAUGACUGUACAGUGGUUGUUAGUACAGCGCAUGGACUCAAGUUCACACAGUCAAAGAUCGACUACCAUGACAAAAACAUCAAGGACAUGUUGUGCCAGUAUGCUAAUCCACCGAUCAGUGUGAAGGCUGACUUUGGUUCUGUCAUGGAUGUUCUCCAGAAGAAAUUCAAUGCUAAGAUCUGAGCUUAUGUUCAAUUAAACCUCAGAACUGCUUUCUUCUUUAUCAUUGCCGUGAAUUCUAUUCCUGCGUAUUUUUGAACUGUGGUUGGUGAACAUGGUAUGGCGCAAUCAUCAUAUCUUGUAGUACUAGGUCUGGAGGCUCUUUUGAUUAUAGGUCCAAGUGGAUAGAGCUAUUCCUUGUACUUUAUCUGUAUCAUGUAAUAUGAAUAAUAAAUUAUGGUCUAAGUGUUUGAAUGAAUAAAUGUUUGGAAUGACCUAUGCAGGAUUGUUCCGUUUUGCCA
Messenger RNA from Phragmites australis (common reed), 2134 nucleotides. Its product is annotated as threonine synthase, chloroplastic-like. Bases 273 to 1856 code for a protein of 527 amino acids. Lineage: Eukaryota; Viridiplantae; Streptophyta; Magnoliopsida; Poales; Poaceae. Gene Ontology annotation, molecular function: pyridoxal phosphate binding; threonine synthase activity. Gene Ontology annotation, cellular component: cytoplasm. The transcript has a single exon. Gene Ontology annotation, biological process: L-cysteine biosynthetic process. The record is from RefSeq and is a predicted model, not a curated record.